AACGCUUGCUUUGUUUAUACUGUGAAGAGGUUUUUGAUUUUUUUUAAAAAUUUUCUUUGCUGUUUAACGCAUUAUGGCGGAUUGAAACGUUUUCAAUGAUUUAUGUAUUUUCUGGUCGUUGUUACCUGCAUUGAGUUUGGAAACAGAGAGUCCCUUUUCUGUUUUAUUUAAGAACUCAGACAGAGAGCAGCGUUAAAAUUACUCAUCGCAAAAGUAAAACGAGCCUGUUUUUUUGUUGUUUUUUUCUUUAUCACACUAGAAGUGCUGAUUUUAUAUAAAUGUUAAUUAUCCGGUAAAUAAGUUAAAGUCAAAGCGGAUUCCGCUACUCGAGUCUCAAGCUAACAGUCAGUGAAGAUGGACGUCAGUGUCUCCGUGUCGUUCUUUCAAGACGAGCUCGCCUCUACCAUCGAGCACGCAGUGAAAGCGGCUGUAGACACCGUCUUGUGCCAAAUCACAAAAGUUGUCGGCGGCAAAUUCACUGAAUUCCGAAUGGAAAUGGCUGGAAAGGAGAAAGAGAAUGAAAGUCUGAAGCUGAGAUUGGAAAUAUCAGAGAGCGAGUUGAAAGCAGUGCGGGAAUGCAUGAACGCUGCAGAUGCAGACAUUAAACAACCUCUCAGAAACAUGAACCCCGACUGCAAUGAACAAGACUUUCAGAGGAACGAGAACCAGGGAUUAUUUCAAGAUCCCAAAGAGAGCCAUGCUGUCCCUAAAUCUGAAGCACAGGAGGGGCCAAGGAUAGAAGCAGCUUACACACAAGAGGAGUCCUUUGACCAGGAGUGGCGUGCAAGUCUAAAGCAGGUUACAGAGCUGACAUUUGUUAAAGAUGAAGAGGUCUCUCAACUGGAAUGGCUUCCUGUUAAAGAGGAAUUCAUAGAACAGGAAUGUGUCCCCAUCGCAGAGGAAGUUCCUACUGAAAAUAAUUUCUGUACACUUGAGGUGAACAACCAGCUGGGAUCCAGCCUGUGUGAUGAUUGUCCACCUGAAGGUGAACUGGGAUUUAGAGCUACAAAAUGGAGUCACACAGGAGGGGCAACAUUUCCCUGUGGUGAUUGUGGGAAGAGAUUCAGUCAUUUAUCGGACAUUAAAAUCCACCAGUGUGUUCACACAAGAGUUAAAUCUUAUCUUUGCUCUGAGUGUGGGAAGAAUUUCACACGAGUAGGAAGUCUUAAAAGACACCAACGCAUUCACACAGGAGAGAAACCUCAUCACUGCAUUGAGUGUGGGAGGAGAUUCAGUUAUUUAUCAAACCUUAAAAGACACCAACGCAUUCACACAGGAGAGAAACCUCAUCACUGCACUGAGUGUGAGAAGAGAUUCAGCUGUUUGUCAGACCUUAAAAGACACCAACGCAGUCACACAGGAGAGAAGCCUUUUUACUGUACUGAGUGUGGGAUGAGUUUCACGCGAUUAGAAAGUCUUCAAUCACACCAGCGCAUUCACACAGGAGAGAAACCCUAUCACUGUUCUGAAUGUCGGAAGAGAUUCACAUAUUUAAAUUCCUUGAAAAUCCACCAGCGGACUCACAAAGAGAGAAAUCUUCUCAAUGCAGUGAAUGUCUGAAGAGUUUCAGUCACUUAAAAGACACGAUAAAACUCACAGGUGAGUUCAGUCAGUUACUGGGUCUUGAAGGACACAAGAGAAUUCACAGAAUUUCAGCCACUUGAGGAUACCUAAACACCAGGACUAAAUUGAACUAAAAUACAGAAAUAUUUACUGAAAACAAAAGAAUAAACUUUCUUACUUCAAAAAGUUUUCUUCAUACGUUGUUUUGCUUGUAUGAAAUUCAUAAACAGAAAAAAGCCUUGCACACAAUGUACCCUCCUUUUUAAAUGCAGGAAAGGCCCUUGUAAAUAUUGGCAGGGAUGGGGUUAAAUUCUCCUCCCUGCCCAGGUUUAUUGUGUCAGGUGGGAAUAAUGAACAGUCAAUCAGCACCCAGCCACCUGACAUAAAAGGAGGCCUCAGCACCUCAGUAGAGAGAGGUAGCUGAGGAAGCAAGCAGGUAUGUUUUAAAUGCAGCAAAGGCUGUGUUACACUGUAGUUGUUCUGAGGAUGUGUUGCCUGUUCCCUUCAUGUAUUCCCGUUAAAAUGUCGAAAGAGAAACUCGAAAUAACCAGGUUAAUAAAUAUAACAAGGAGCUGAAUUCAGUGUGGUGCUGAAAUAUAUAUAUAUAUAUAUCUCUACCGAUAUCUACCGGUGUAUGUGUGUAUAUAUAUAUAAUAUAUACUGUAUAUAUAUGUAUGUGUGUGUGUAUGUGUGUAUAUAUAUAUGUAUAUGUAUAUGUAUGUAUAUCUGUAUAUAUAUACUUUUGUUUGUUUUAAAUCGAGUGGUAGACGUGGUCACGUUGUAAAGGCUAAUGUAAGUAGGCCUAUAUGAAUUUAGCUGCAGGACAUUUUCCAACGCUGAAGAAAAAAUAACUUUGCUACCUUGUGUAGCUGCUCCAGCGCUCUCACUGUGUGUGUGUGUGUGUGUGUGUAUAGCAGUGUUUAUUGUGUUCAGUCCCGUUUACCUUGUGUAGCUGCUCCAGCACUCUCACUGUGUGUGUGUGUAGCAGUGUUUAUUGUAUAUUGUGUUCAGUUUACCUUGUGUAGCUGCUUUACACAACAGCCACAAGGCUAAACCAAUUCUCAGCACACAAGACCAGGGUAAUGAACUUUACAUGUUGCAUUUGUUCCAGACUGACCUCAAUUCUGUUUCUGCCCACACUUUGGCCUUGUGUGAAAAUGAAAACACCGUACUUUCACAUUCCUUCAGACAGCUCAUCCUGUAAACAUCACCAUUGCCUGUUUUAGUUGUGCUUUAAAUUGUAUUAGGGGCAGCAGUGUGGAGUAGUGGUUAGGGCUCUGGACUCUUGACCGGAGGGUCGUGGGUUCAAUCCCAGGUGGGGGACACUGCUGCUGUACCCUUGAGCAAGGUACUUUACCUCGAUUGCUCCAGUAAAAACCCAACUGUAUAAAUGGGGAAUUGUAUGUAAAAAUAAUGUGAUAUCUUGUAACAACUGUAAGUUGCCCUGGAUAAGGGCGUCUGCUAAGAAAUAA
Messenger RNA from Acipenser ruthenus (sterlet), 3035 nucleotides. Its product is annotated as zinc finger protein 391-like. NCBI's taxonomy places the organism in Eukaryota, Metazoa, Chordata, Actinopteri, Acipenseriformes, Acipenseridae. The record is from RefSeq and is a predicted model, not a curated record. Gene Ontology annotation, cellular component: nucleus. Bases 355 to 1560 code for a protein of 401 amino acids. The transcript has 3 exons.